Pseudomassariella vexata is the source of this 2027-nucleotide messenger RNA. RefSeq lists its product as uncharacterized. The coding region runs from base 225 to 1778 and encodes 517 amino acids. Gene Ontology annotation, molecular function: FAD binding. The record is from RefSeq and is a predicted model, not a curated record. The transcript is spliced from 4 exons. NCBI's taxonomy places the organism in Eukaryota, Fungi, Ascomycota, Sordariomycetes, Amphisphaeriales, Pseudomassariaceae.
UAUUAGAUGAGAGACAUUGACCGGGACUUGGGAAGACCUGCAGUUCUGGAAACCCGGAAUCUCUGUCCACUCAAAAAGCCUUGCGGUGAUGCAACCACCUCGCCGUAUACAAAGGUUGCAUCCGAACGGUACCACCCACCAUCUUCCCCAGGCGUAGGUUUUCCAUGGUCCUUACUCAGAAGUUGGCUUAACUUGCACAUACCCCUCAUUUCAGCAAUGGUACAAUGAUGGGACGAAUACUUGACACCAAAGUAACUGCUAUACAGUUCGUGCUGCUAGCAGUUGGCCUCGGAACUAGCACCGAUGCCACCGCUACUCUCUGUUGCGGAAGCCUGGCCGAGGCAGGUUUAACGAGCCGGCUGCUGUACCCAGAAUCGACUCGCUACAAUGGAAGACAAGAAACUUUCUUCUCUCUCCACGAGGACCUAAGCCCCUGGUGUAUCUUACAACCCCAAACCACUGAAGAGGUAUCUACAGCAGUGAAAACUCUUGGAGCAACAGAACCCUGCCAAUUCGCCAUCCGAAGUGGCGGCCAUCAUCAUGCCAAAGCGUCCAACAACAUCCACCAGGGCGUCACCAUCGACCUGGGCAACAUGAACUCGGUGAAGUACCACGCCGAAAACAGCACCACCUCGGUCGAGCCCGGGGCGCAAUGGGGCGACAUUUAUGGUAAGCUCGAUCCGAUGGGCCUUACGGUAGCAGGCGGCCGCGACGCCAGUGUCGGUGUAGCUGGGCUCGUCCUCGGCGGCGGAAAUAGCUUCUAUUCUGCGCUCAGGGGUAUGGUGUGCGAUGGGGUGCGACGGUUUGAAGUCGUGCUGGCGAAUGGGGAUGUGGUUCUGGCUAAUAAAGACAUCAACUCGGAUCUCUUCCAAGUCUUGAAAGGGGGAGGUAACAAUUUUGGGAUUGUUACUCGCUUGGACGUCGAUACGUUCGAGACGGGGAAGCUCUGGGGAGGGCUGGUUUACUAUCCUCUUGAUGCUACAGCCGAUAUCAUUGAUGCGUUUGUCAAUUUUGCAGAUAAAAUUGAUGAGAACCCUGCUAGCUCGAGCGUUAUCUUUUGGAUGUACCAGCCAGCGGCGAAGGGUACAAUACUUGGUGCAUCAUUCGCCAAUAUCGGCGGGGUAGUUAUGGAUGAGCCACAUCGGGACUUUUGGGCAAUCCAGAAUAUCUCAUCAUCCAUGCGAACGACAACUAUCACUGAUUUAACCGAGGAGUUGAUCUUGCCGGGGGAAGUUUACACGAACGUCGAAUUCACCCUAACGAUUAAAAGUGACGGCCGCGCUAUAAAGAAAGUCCUAGACCUCCACGACCAAGCUGUAGAGGAAAUGAAGACCUUAUCCGACGACUUCGUCUCUGCAGUCAUGUUCCAACCAAUUGCGCUCUCAUACGCCGCUGGGGGUGUCGCCAGGGGCGGUAAUGUGCUGGGAAUUGACAGAUUCGCCGAAACGCAAGUCUUGUGCAUACUCUGGUUACAAGUCCGACCGGAGUUGGUCCGCGUUGCAGAACAGAUAAUGGGUUCCUGGUAUCAAGCUGGCCAUGAUUACGCGGUUUCCAUUGACCAGGAAAGUGAUUGGAUCUAUCUGGGUUAUGCGUAUGCCAGCCAGGAUCCGUUCGCUGGGUAUGGGAGGGAGAAUAUGGGUAAGAUUUCUGCCGCGGCGAAGAAGUACGAUCCUACGGGUGUCUUCCAGUCUCGCGUACCCGGAGGGUUCAAAAUCUCAAAGUCGUAUUCUGGGUUCUACGAGGAUCAGAAUGUGAUGAAUGAAAGGGAUGAACUUUGAAUUUGAUUGGAUGCCAGGUCAGAAAGUCUAUUAUACUCUUCAGAAGAAAAUGUAGGCGAAGGCGUUCGGGAAGCCGAGCCUGGACCACAUCGAAUAAGGGUUUAUGGUUACAAUGUUGGAUCGGGAUACUUGAUAGCAGGUUUAUCAUAACCUGGAGGCCUCAGUUGGCACGAGUCCAGAUAGUGUACGUACCUGAGCAAUGCCGCUUUUAAAUUGAGCCACGUGCUGUUACCCUAAAUCAUCUCUCAG